AUGAAUCCUGAUAUUCAACAAAAGAUUUUAAAGUUUGAAACAUUUAUCAAUGAUGUAUUAAGAGAAGAUCUUGCUAAAUUAGAGCAGAAGCUUGACACUAAAAAUGCAGAUGUUGCUGAGUUCCUGCAGUUGAAGUCUAUGAUUACUACUCUUCAGACUAAUGACUUUGAUAAAAAUGGUUUUAAAACCCAAGUAGAUGUUGGUCAAAAUUUCUUUAUCGAGGCACAUGUUCCUGAUGCAUCCACAAUCCUCUUGGACAUUGGUUUGGGACAUUAUGUGGAAUUUGCUCUAAAUGAUGCCUUAACAAUUAUCAAUGUACGAAUUAAAUUGCUGGAACAGCAGAUUGCACAUUUUCGCAAAGAGAUAGCAAAAACAAAUGCUCACAUAAAACUAAUUCUUCUUGGUAUUAGGGAAUUGCAAGGUUUCAAAGAUUAA
This is a messenger RNA of Dufourea novaeangliae, 435 nucleotides long. RefSeq names its product protein UXT homolog (gene Uxt). The record is from RefSeq and is a predicted model, not a curated record. Gene Ontology annotation, biological process: negative regulation of transcription by RNA polymerase II. Lineage: Eukaryota; Metazoa; Arthropoda; Insecta; Hymenoptera; Halictidae. Bases 1 to 435 code for a protein of 144 amino acids. The transcript has a single exon. Gene Ontology annotation, molecular function: transcription corepressor activity.